GGACCCUGUACACAGUAGCGGAGCGCUGCGCCGCCAUAGGAAGAAGAGCUGCGCUAACGCGACGAUAGCUAGCUAGGAUUUUUUUUUUUAAUUAUUUAUUUUUUUAUCCUGCUCCAAAUCAAGCACUGAAGAUUCCGGGGCGAAAACUUCGAAAAUGACCAAGCUGCAGCUCUUGCACCGUGCUCUAAACGAGCGGCUGAUGGCGGCGGUGGAGCAGAUCAUGGAGAUGGUGGGCGGCACGGUGCUGGAGUAUGAAGAGGAGACAGUGAGAGCACGCAAAGAGAACGAGAUCCUCAGACGGAGGCUCCGGUGGAUGGAGGGCGAAAAUCCGACCGACUGGCCAGAUCCCGCUUUCUCCGUUCCUGGUGAGACCAGCCUGACAGACACAUUAGCCCUAGAGUCCUUAAUUAUCAAAACGGAGCCCAUUGACUCCCAUGAGUUCCAGUUAUAUGGACCUGACACAAGUCUCACAGCAUCAGUAUGCACUGCCAAUAUAGAAGUGGUUUAUCCUGGUACGAGUGCUCCUGCUGAUGCUGCCAUUCCUGACAGUAUUGUAUGGGACUCGGCACAAAGCUAUAUGGCUCCGUUAGACUUUGACCCCACUCUGUCUACCAUGGCAAGGAACAGGAGCCAGAGGAGGUCGUUUGCCUGCCCGGACUGUGGUAAAGUAUUUGGGAGGGAGCAGAGACUGAUGUUCCACAUGCGUAUUCACUCCACCGAGAGGCCCUAUACAUACAGGAGGCGCAAAACGUGCUUUUAUGGGGACAAGAAACGGAAGAAGAAGCUACGUGGCCUUUCCAAGACAUCCAGAGAGUUCAUAGAGGACCUAUCUGACACCUCAGAGCAGACAGAGCAGAGUGCAGGCUCGGCUAACGUCGGUAUCUUGGCAAGCGCCGGCCCGUCUGCUCAAGAAGUAGAGCCAAGCGAGGCAUCAGAUGAAGCCAGUGAACACACCAGCAGCAGCAAGCUCUCAGAAACCAGUGCAGCCAGACCUGUGGGCCUUAAAGCUAAGCAAGGAAGAGAAAAGCCCAAGACAGCUCAGUGCCUGCAGUGUAACCGAGCCUUCACUAAUGUAUCACGGCUGGCAGUUCACAUGAAGACCCACCAAAAGCCACUUCCCAGUCAAGAUGAACAAAAUCUACAGGGAGACAUUGACAGCGGAUCACAACAUCUACAAAAGGUAAUAAGGAACAAUGAAACCGAGGUGGAAAAGGCAAAAGCAAUAGGCCAGAGGCUGUUUCAGUGCCCCGAGUGCAAGAAGAUCUUUGCUCGCUCCUGUUGGCUCACCUUUCACUUGAAGUCACAUGAACGAGAACGUAAGAGGCAGAAAAAGAAGCAGCUUCAAAAUAACAAGCUGAAGGACGUCCCCCAGGUCACGGAAAAGCCGAAGAAAGAUGUAGCUACUGACAGCAGCAAAGUUAACGUACUAAAGAAAAUCUUUGCUUGCCCGUACUGUGAUAAGGUUUUUGCUCGUGAAGGGUGGCUUGGACCACACAUUCGGAGUCAUACAGUUAAGAAGCAAAAUAAUGACAUUAUUUCUGACGCCAUCUUGCCUGAUUCUGCUAAGAGAAGGACUCGGCGUGUCAUGACCAAGCCAUCAAACGAAGGUGGCAACGAGCAAAAGAAAAUCUCUGAACAGUCAUUAGGAGAAACUGAAAAUUCAGAAAUGGUCAACGAACAGCCAAAUAACGAGACUCCUGUGUCACAAAACAUCACUCCGGAGUUGAAACCAAACCCAAAAUCUGAAAUCAUAAUUAGUAAUAACUUGGAAAAUGCCAGUAAAGAAUCUGAAAUCAUCGGGAAUGAGACUGAAAAAAUGACAAGCAAGAUAACAGAAGACUCGAUGCCAGUCCCCGAAGAGUCCACUCUAGGCACUGAGGAAUCUUCGGCACAAAAAGAAGAAGUUAAAAAAAACAAAAAGCGAUUUCCGUGUCGAGAAUGUGGCAAAGUUUAUUUGCUGGCCGGUUGGUUGAAGACCCACAAGAAGAUGCAUAAAAAAGAGAGAAUUUUGGAGGAGAACAGGAGACAGCUAAUGAUGAUGAAAGAGUUUGGGCAAGAUGAGAAGAAAGAAGAGGGACAGAGCCUUGUGGACACGGAUGUUGUGGAAAAGAAGCAGAAGAAGAAAAAGAAGACUCUGGGACUUGAGGAAAGUCCUGAUGACAAAAAGAAGAAAAAGAACCAGCUUACAAACGCUGUGGUGCUGGAGACUAUGGCUAACUCCUCUGAUGUCCAGACAGCGGCAGAAAAAAGCAAAGAAUCUGGCGGUGAAACCCGCGGCCAGUGCGUCUGCAAAGACUGCGGCAAAGUUUACGCUAGGAAAAACUGGCUGAGCUUGCACAUGCUCGGCCACAGAAAAUCACUGAUGGCCUUGCCCCAAAAAGCAAACGACAAGGCCCCGAAAAGUGACAGCCAGACGACACGAGAAGGAUCAUCCACCGAAGAUUCUAAAGGUCAAAAGGGAAAAGACGGCAGCAAAGCAACAUUUCCGUGUCCCUUUUGCGAUAAAGUCUUUCCCCGAGCAAUGCGGCUGAUGGUACACAUGCAGAUCCACUCAGGCGAGAAACCGUACUCCUAUCGACAGCGUAAAGAACAGUUUUACAGUGAGCCAACAAGACCCAGAGUGCCAGAUACAGACAAACAGGAGCCUGCAGUAGAAGGCAAUGAUGAAAAGGGGAAGGAUGGAGGAAACGAGGUGACUAGGAGUCAGACUUCUGCAGUGUCGCAAGACCAUGCAAGCACUACAGAGCCUGUGGAAAUCGUUCAACCUCAAUCAGUUUGCACUGGCAGAAAAUUCAGCCUCCUUCCUCUGCAGUCAUCUGGUGCUGCUACCAUCCACAGCACGGCUCUUACAAGAACCGAGUCGAAAACAGACAGUAAUUUCAGUUUGCAGCCUAGAAUUGUUCUAGAUCCAGUUAUAGCCGAAGCCAGCCACUCGACAUCAUCUGAAGGGGGUGACUUUAAACCAGUAAUUGUGGAAACUAGUGACAUUCAGAUGCACCAAAUGCCUGAUUUAGAAACCAAUUAUGCUGCUACAGGUGAGCAGGUGAAGAGUCCUCUUGCUCAGACUCUACUUGAAAACUCAAACCCUUAUACUAGCCAAAACACACUGGCUGAGACGGAUCAUUCAGAUGUUGUUUGUGUCAAAGUAGGUUCUCCUCAUAAAUAUUAUGACAAUACCUUCUUCUGUAUAGCGGACCAGCAGAGCUCAGAGUCUCCAGAACACAGAAAGUCUGAAAUCUGCCUAAGGAAGGGUCAGGUAGAAAGCAGAGAGUAUGCUUUGAUUGAUGUGAAGCAGCACAAGGUGUUCUAUGACCCAGAACUUCUGGAUAUGGAUGUAGAAUCACAAGAGUCAGGAAGCCAAAUCCAUACCCAUAGGAUGCCAAGGUGUCUUGGUGUUGUAAAAGCUAAAAAUAUUCCACUCCACUCUGAAUAUCUAAAAUAUAGCAUUGAUGGAGUUUGUAUUUCUGAUAAAAAGUCAGUCAAUGACGUAGCUUUGACAACCGAUCCAGAAGUUGAAUCAAGUUCCAGUGCAGUACAGCAAGUGUCUCAUACUGAGUCAGGCUACAUGAUCCUCUCAGAUGUUAGUGAUGAUGACGAGUGGGCAAAUGUGUCGAAUAUCCCUGAUGAGAAAGGGAGAAAAACUUUGAAAAUAUCUACCCCACAACCUGAGGGGUCGGCUGAUGCAGGAUCCUUCCCGAGCUCCUCUCAUAAAGCUAGUGACUCUGACUCUGAUGUAAUGUUCAUGUUAGAAAAGACUGGUGAACAAAAUGUCCCCGAUGGUCCACUCACUUACAGAGAUGAGCUGGCAGCCACUUCUGUCCAACAAACAGAAGAGCCAUGUUCCACAGGGCAGAAGAGGUGGUUUACAUGUUUGGCAUGUGGUUUAACAUUUGCUGGUGAGGCCUCCUUGACACAGCACAUGAAGGUGCACUCUGUGUCGGCGGGAACCUACCAGAAGUCAAACGCCUUCAAGACACUCAAGAAGAGGGUCAAGAACAAUGAAACAAAGCUUAAACAACAAGUUGUCCAAGUUCAGACGUCAGAAGUAGGUAGUGCUGAUUCAAGAGACAACUCUGAAAUCUCAGGAAAGAGCCACUCAACACUCAUAAAUGUUAAUAAGAUAUCUGGAAGUUGCCCAGACUUUGGUGCAACCAGUCGAAGUUCCAGAGCAGACUCAAAGACUGUUGACAGGAAAUCAGAGAAAGAGAAAGGAAUUCUGCGCUGUUGUUAUUGUGGGAAAGUUUGCGAAAAAAUAGAACUGCAUCUCAUGCAUGAUCACCUGAAGGAACCUAAGGUUAUAGAAGCUUUGCAUUGUAGCAACACCUUAGAAGAAAGGAAGAGGUUAUUGAGCCGCCUUUGCAGUCACGAGAAACUGAACGCUACUAGGAACAACAAGGAUGAAGACCUUGUUCAUUGUAUCUGUUGUCAGAGGUAUUAUCGACGAAAUCACUUUUGGAAACACGGUUUAAUGUGUGAGCAAAAACAUUCAAAAGAGUUCAUUGAAACUGAACCUGGCAGCAGUACAGAUCCUCCCAACAAUAACCUAAGGUCAAGGCCAAGCUUAGCACAAAAAACCUUUCAUCCAGAAUCUGGGAGUCUCAUCAAAGAUAUCUUCUGCAGUAGUGUACAACAGACCAUUCCAGAGUCAGUGAAGCAUCCUUCAGCUAAAGCAGAACACCACACUACACACUAUUUAUAUUCCGUAUCUACCGUUUCAGAAACUGGCAGUACUGACGUAAACCCGAUCUCUGAUCACGGAUCAGAGAGCAUGUCCAUUAUAUUCGCCGGUAACAGUUCAGCAAUGAUGAAUCUUGAUGCAAAAACUUCUGGACCACUUGCAUUAGACUCACUCCACAGUACACUGGAGUUUACUGGUACUAAAGUUCAGGAGUCUUGCCUCAGCACUGUACAGGAAGCUCUUGUCGAGAAUCAAAAAUUAACACUAAAAACAAAGAGCAUUUCUGAAAAAGAAUGGCAGUCCACUUUGCAACCUGAAAGGGGGUUCGAUAACAUUCUACAACCCCAUACCCCAGUUUUAAGCAGUUCUUAUUUCCUAGACACUAGGAGCAGCAAUCUACAACAAAACCCUGAGCAGGAUUGCCAGAGUUCUUUUAUACAAGUGUUAGAUUGCAGUGGAAAACCUGUUACUCCUCAAGAAUCAGUGAGCCAUAUACAUACUGGCAGCAGUGAUUUACGUCCAACCACUAAUCUAAAAUCAGACUGGACCCCAGUAUCAACUGUACAGGUGGACUUGGAGCAAAACCUUGGCUCUGGUACACAACCAGAGAAAACCACCAUAAUGAUGCUAGCAGUUAGAUCAGAGAGGACUGAGCAAAGUCAUCCUCAUUCAGAUUCAACAAAUAGUCUAGUUGCAAACCUUUUUAGCGGUGAUGCACAGGAAAUUGCUAAUCCAGAAACAGGGAACAUUUCCAUCCAAGUUUUUGGAAAUGAUGAACAUAGAUCCUCUGAAGUUAGAUCCGAUUCAGACAUGUGCAGUGCAGGAAAAAAGCAGGAUGAUUCUGAUGGUCACAUCAGAGACGACACAGAAGCGUGUGGUACGUGUACAGGCCAAGACAGCGAUUUGAAACCUCUUGGCUUAAAUUCCACCACAACAUUAAUAAGGAGAUGGGACAGUGGGAGGAGCAGGGAUACAAAGAGAAGACGACAAAGUGACCCCUUACAGCAAACAUCAAAAGAAGAGAGAAAAGCAUCACCGGUCCCUUCCCAGACUUCUGAGAUGAAGUUGCAAAUAUCUGAUGUCUGGAACAGUUUGAAAAGCAGCAGAGGAAAAGCUAAAAUAAAGCUGAAGAAAAAACAUUACUGCUUAUAUUGUAGGAAACCUUCCCUCCGAAUGGCACAGCAUCUCCUAUCGGCACAUGCUAAAGAACCAGAGGUGGCAAAGGCCCUUAGUUAUGACAAAAAGUCAAAAGUAAGGAAACAGUUGCUGGAUCUUCUGCAGAGCAAAGGAAACCUCUUGCACAAAGAUGUGGGGAUGAGUAGAACUUUAAGUGAAGAGCUACUAGCAGCUAAUCAAGCGAGUUCACCUAACUCACAUGGGUCAUGUAGUGCCAAACAGGAAAAGCCUAAUCCUCAAUGUCUUAGCAGCCAUGUUUCAGACACUCAUCACAGUGCAGCUCAGCUUUACGCUGACACAGAAUCUUCAGCUUCUCCCUGUGAAGACUCCGGGUUAGUCGGUGAGCAGCUACUUGCUGAGCUUGAAUCGCAUGAUUUCACUCCAGACACCAGCUUGUUCAGAAACGACCAUAUGAACAUAAACACCGUCUACAGCUCUCCAGCUGAUGAUCAGACUGAAACUAGCAAGAGUGAGGACAAGGAGACCGACACUGAUCAAAGCAGCCAGAACGGACACACGGUAGAGAACAGGAGGAGGAGCUCUCGUAUUCAAGCUCGGCCAAUGAGGUUGAAGUACAGCCCUUUAGAUGAAGCGGAGAGUAUGUCACCCAGCUCAAAACUGCACGUUUGUCAGCACUGCGGCGCCAGCUUCUGCAGACCCUACAACCUCCGCAGACAUGAAUACACUCACACAGGUGAAAGGCCUUUCUGGUGUAGUGAGUGUAAUGUGGGCUUCAUUCAGAAAUAUCGCUAUCGAAACCACAGGAUGAUCCACCACGGAGACACACAGUUACGCAAGUACAAGGAUCCAUCAAGAAGGUGCAACAAACGAUCUCGCAGUGGAGAGAAACUGCAUCAACUCCAUCAGCAGCAGUUGCACGACAGCAUUGCAGCUAACUCUGAGCCUUACUGCAGCGCUGAAGAAAGACCUGACUUGACGGACACUGAAUCAGGCAGUUUGAAGAAUUUCCACGAUGAAUAAUUACCUGACUGCAGAAAGGACCGUGUAUCUCAGAAUCCGUGCCUCAAGAAGCAUUUGCAUCAUAGAAUGGUGUGUCGUUUGAAAAACAGGAUGGUACAAACCUGCAGCACCAAUCAGAGACCUGGGACGGCUGGUGUCAAAACCCGGAGCUGAAGGAAGAAAGCACAAGCAUUAAAAUAGAACAGCCUGACCCACCAUUCCCCGCAC
Messenger RNA from Hemibagrus wyckioides, 7042 nucleotides. RefSeq lists its product as uncharacterized. Gene Ontology annotation, molecular function: RNA polymerase II cis-regulatory region sequence-specific DNA binding; DNA-binding transcription factor activity, RNA polymerase II-specific. Gene Ontology annotation, biological process: regulation of transcription by RNA polymerase II. Bases 155 to 6835 code for a protein of 2226 amino acids. The record is from RefSeq and is a predicted model, not a curated record. Lineage: Eukaryota; Metazoa; Chordata; Actinopteri; Siluriformes; Bagridae. Gene Ontology annotation, cellular component: PcG protein complex; transcription regulator complex. The transcript is spliced from 17 exons.